Dipodomys ordii (Ord's kangaroo rat) is the source of this 3288-nucleotide messenger RNA. It is a transcript of the gene Atp9b, whose product is annotated as ATPase, class II, type 9B. NCBI's taxonomy places the organism in Eukaryota, Metazoa, Chordata, Mammalia, Rodentia, Heteromyidae. Gene Ontology annotation, biological process: retrograde vesicle-mediated transport, Golgi to endoplasmic reticulum; phospholipid translocation; endocytosis. The record is from RefSeq and is a predicted model, not a curated record. Gene Ontology annotation, molecular function: ATPase-coupled intramembrane lipid carrier activity; ATP hydrolysis activity; ATP binding. The coding region runs from base 34 to 3273 and encodes 1079 amino acids. The transcript is spliced from 28 exons. Gene Ontology annotation, cellular component: plasma membrane; endosome; trans-Golgi network.
CAGCUGGAGGAUGAGUCUGCCCAUUUGGAUGAAAUGCCACUAAUGAUGUCUGAAGAAGGCUUUGAGAAUGAUGAAAGUGAUUACCACACGUUACCACGAGCAAGAAUUACACGAAGGAAAAGAGGAGUGGAAUGGUUUGUCUGUGGUGGAUGGAAGUUCCUCUGUGCCAGCUGCUGUGAUUGGCUGGUAAAUGUAUGUCAAAGAAAGAAAGAACUGAAAGCUCGUACAGUAUGGCUUGGAUGUCCAGAAAAGUGUGAAGAAAAACAUCCCAGGAAUUCUAUAAAAAAUCAAAAAUACAAUGUGUUUACCUUUAUACCUGGGGUUUUGUAUGAACAGUUCAAGUUCUUCUUGAAUCUGUAUUUUCUGGUAGUGUCCUGCUCACAGUUUGUGCCGGCAUUGAAAAUAGGCUACCUCUACACCUACUGGGCUCCUCUGGGGUUUGUCUUGGCUGUUACUAUCACUCGUGAAGCGAUUGAUGAAUUUCGGCGUUUUCAGAGAGACAAGGAAAUGAAUUCACAGCUGUACAGCAAGCUUACAGUAAGAGGUAAAGUGCAAGUUAAGAGUUCAGACAUACAGGUUGGGGACCUAAUCAUAGUGGAAAAGGUUGGUUCGUGUUUUAUUAGGACGGACCAGCUAGAUGGUGAGACCGACUGGAAGCUGAAGGUGGCAGUGAGCUGCACUCAACGGCUGCCGGCGCUGGGGGAUCUUUUUUCUAUCAGUGCUUAUGUUUAUGCUCAGAAGCCACAACUGGAUAUUCAUAGUUUUGAAGGGACAUUUACCAGGGAAGACAGUGACCCUCCCAUUCAUGAAAGUCUCAGCAUAGAAAACACAUUGUGGGCUAGCACUGUGGUUGCCUCAGGUACUGUAAUAGGUGUUGUCAUUUAUACUGGAAAAGAGACUCGAAGUGUAAUGAACACAUCCAAUCCAAAAAAUAAGGUUGGUUUGUUGGACCUUGAGCUCAAUCAGCUGACGAAGGCACUGUUUCUGGCUUUAGUUGUUCUCUCUGUUGUUAUGGUAACCUUGCAGGGAUUUGCAGGCCCGUGGUACCGCAAUCUCUUCCGGUUCCUCCUCCUCUUUUCCUACAUCAUUCCUAUAAGUCUGCGUGUGAACUUGGACAUGGGCAAGGCAGCAUACGGAUGGAUGAUUAUGAAAGACGAGAGUAUCCCUGGCACAGUUGUUCGUACCAGCACCAUACCAGAGGAGCUGGGACGUCUGGUCUACUUACUGACAGACAAAACAGGCACCCUCACUCGGAAUGAGAUGGUAUUCAAGCGGCUACAUCUGGGCACCGUCUCCUAUGGAACUGACACCAUGGAUGAGAUCCAGAGCCAUGUCCUGAAUUCCUAUUCCCAGGUGCAUCCUCCAGCAGGCAGUAGCAACCCUAGUUCAGCUCCACUGAGAAGAACCCAGGCUUCAACCCCCAAAGUUAGGAAAAGUGUCAGCAGUCGAAUCCAUGAAGCAGUGAAAGCCAUUGCCCUUUGCCACAAUGUGACCCCUGUCUAUGAGGCUCGGGCUGGUGUCACCGAGGAGACAGAGUUUGCCGAAGCUGAUCAAGACUUCAGUGAUGAGAACCGAACCUACCAGGCAUCCAGCCCCGAUGAGGUCGCGCUGGUACGCUGGACAGAGAGUGUCGGGCUCACUCUCAUCAGCAGGGACCUCACAUCUGUGCAGCUGAAGACACCUGGUGGCCAAGUCCUGACCUACUGCAUCCUUCAGGUGUUCCCCUUCACCUCUGAGAGCAAGCGGAUGGGCAUCAUUGUCAGGGACGAGUCCUCAGCAGAAAUCACUUUUUAUAUGAAAGGUGCUGAUGUUGCCAUGUCCACCAUCGUCCAGUACAAUGAUUGGCUAGAGGAGGAGUGUGGGAACAUGGCACGGGAGGGGCUUCGGACCCUUGUGGUGGCAAAAAGGACACUAACAGAAGAGCAGUAUCAGGACUUUGAGAGCCGAUACAGUCAAGCCAAACUGAGCAUCCACGAUCGGGCGCUGAAGGUGGCUGCAGUGGUGGAAAGCCUGGAGAGGGAGAUGGAGCUGCUCUGCCUCACUGGGGUGGAGGACCAGCUGCAGGCCGAUGUAAGACCCACGUUGGAGAUGCUGCGGAACGCUGGAAUCAAGAUAUGGAUGCUAACAGGAGAUAAACUGGAGACAGCUACUUGCAUUGCCAAAAGUUCACAUCUGGUGUCAAGAACACAGGACAUUCAUGUUUUCAGACCAGUGACCAGUCGGGGAGGGGCCCAUUUAGAGCUGAAUGCGUUUAGAAGGAAGCACGAUUGUGCCCUGGUCAUACCUGGGGACUCCUUGGAGGUCUGCCUGAAGUACUAUGAGCACGAGUUUGUAGAGUUGGCUUGCCAGUGCCCUGCUGUGGUGUGCUGCCGCUGCUCGCCUACCCAGAAAGCCCACAUCGUGACCCUGCUCCGUCAGCACACGGGGAGGCGUACCUGUGCCAUUGGUGACGGAGGAAACGAUGUGAGCAUGAUCCAGGCGGCCGACUGUGGAAUUGGGAUCGAAGGAAAGGAGGGGAAGCAGGCCUCGCUGGCGGCAGACUUCUCCAUCACGCAGUUCAGACACAUUGGCAGGCUGCUCAUGGUACAUGGGCGGAACAGCUACAAGAGGUCUGCAGCACUUGGCCAGUUUGUCAUGCACAGGGGCCUCAUCAUCUCCACCAUGCAGGCUGUGUUUUCUUCAGUCUUCUACUUUGCAUCUGUCCCCCUAUACCAGGGAUUCCUCAUGGUGGGGUAUGCAACUAUCUACACCAUGUUCCCAGUGUUCUCUUUAGUAUUGGACCAAGAUGUGAAGCCGGAAAUGGCAAUGCUAUACCCAGAACUCUACAAAGACCUCACCAAGGGAAGAUCCCUGUCCUUCAAAACCUUCCUCAUCUGGGUUCUGAUCAGCAUCUACCAAGGUGGCAUUCUCAUGUAUGGGGCGCUGGUGCUCUUCGAGUCAGAGUUUGUCCAUGUGGUGGCCAUCUCCUUCACCGCGCUGAUCCUGACCGAGCUGCUUAUGGUGGCACUGACCAUCAGGACCUGGCACUGGCUGAUGGUUGUGGCAGAGUUCCUCAGUCUGGGCUGCUACGUGGCCUCUCUUGCUUUUCUUAAUGAGUAUUUUGGUAUAGGCAGAGUAUCUUUUGGCGCUUUCUUAGACGUUGCCUUCAUCACGACCGUGACCUUCUUGUGGAAAGUGUCAGCCAUUACUGUCGUCAGCUGCCUUCCACUCUACGUGCUCAAAUACCUGAAGCGAAAACUGUCCCCCCCCAGCUACUCCAAACUGUCCUCCUGAGGGUGCAGGGCCCAG